This is a messenger RNA of Camelina sativa (false flax), 1395 nucleotides long. Its product is annotated as UPF0481 protein At3g47200-like. The record is from RefSeq and is a predicted model, not a curated record. Lineage: Eukaryota; Viridiplantae; Streptophyta; Magnoliopsida; Brassicales; Brassicaceae.
AUAAGACCCCUCUUCUUUCCUCGAGGAUUUAAGUCUCAAUAUUAAAUCCUCGUUCCAUAGCUCGUCACUCUUAACAGAAGAAAAAAAAAAGGUCGUAACUUAUCGAAGAUGGGAUCUCCAGUACCUUGCAUUUACAGAGUGCCAAGGGCAAUUCGUAAAGCGAAUCCCCGAGCCUAUACACCUCAGAUUGUCCUCAUCGGCCCGCUUCAUCGUUCUUCCAAAUUGAUGCCGGUAUCUUCUAAGGACGACGACACUGGUGAAACGAGUAGGGAAAUAAAGCAUUUGAAAAAAAAAAAAGGAAAAAAAUUUAAGCCAAUGGAGAUCGAAAAGAUGACGUACUUCGACGCUUUCAGCAAAAGACUCAAGAACGAAACUAUUGAGGAAAUGAAGCAAACCAUUUAUGUGGAAGAAGAACGUAUUAAGGAAAGCUAUAAGGAGAAGGAUACAAUCGACAGCAUGACAUCUGAUUUUUUCGUGGACCUUAUCCAUCAGGAUUCAAUAUUCAUCAUGGAGUUCAUUAUGGAACUUCAUGAUGGUCGUGGAAGUUCAAAUAGUCCGAUCGUGAACCACCAUAUCGACAGUUCAAAAGUGAUAGCAGAUCUCAUGUUGCUGGAAAAUCAACUUCCCUAUUUCAUUUUGGAUAAACUGUUCAGUCCUCAUUUGACGGAAUUGGGUAUAAAUGAGCAUGAGACGCUCGAGGGACUCAUCCUGGAAUUAUUUUCCCUGCAAACGAAGAUAAAAAAAAAUACAGAGUUCAAGCAUUUCACAGACAUGUUCCGAUGUGUUUAUGAGGAAUCACUUGACAAAACUCCAAGUCUGACCGCCGUAAGUGGGCCACCUAUCGCCGAGAUGCAGAACGCGGGUAACCUAUCCCGCGUAGGAGUGGAAUUCAAGGCGUACAAUCUCUCGAAUUUCUCUCAACACCAGUAUCAACAGCCGUUGGACUUGUUAUCGCUUCCGAUCUCCAUCAGAAAGGAGGCUGACAAUAAUUAUUCGCUGCAUGUGGCGUUUAAGAAAAGUUGCUUACAAAAUUAAAGGUUGGUCUGAAUGAAGCGGCCCCCUCCCAAUAUUCUGGCAUAGCCAUAAAUCUCAGAGCUCGCUAUAAAUCUCGACGAAAAAGGUGUUGGGCCACUCUCAGCAAAGUCUAUUUUAAAGACUUGUGGACCGGAACAGCUACGCUUGCCGCCGUACUUCUCUUGUUUUUGACUCUGGUUGGGACGGUGGCUUCCGUCAUCCAAGCUUACAAAAGCAAAUAACUACAUAUGCUUUUAUCCUAUAAACUUGUUUCCAAGUUUCUUUUGCAUUAUUUGUUAUCGGCUUUCAUCAUAUUUGAUUACUAAUAUACUAUUUAUCUGUUUUCUUUAUUUUUGCAUAUUUGAUUCCGUCUUGAAUUUA